Molecule: messenger RNA, 1544 nt
Organism: Glycine soja
Lineage: Eukaryota; Viridiplantae; Streptophyta; Magnoliopsida; Fabales; Fabaceae
Product: chromatin remodeling protein EBS-like
Exons: 5
Coding region: 317-1258 (313 amino acids)
Molecular function (GO): chromatin binding
Source: RefSeq, a predicted model, not a curated record
UCAUGUAUAAACUCAUCGCCAUGGAAAAAAUCACUUUUUCUUUCUGAAAUAAAUGAGAUGACAAGAGUAUCUUUGAUCUUUGGUUUUUUCUGUGGAAACUGAUGCUGCUUCAAGACAAAAGAAUACCCUAGAUUACCGCGAAAAAGAGAGAGAGAGAGAGAAAAACAAGUAAACAUAAAAAUGGUCAGGUCAAAGCCAAUAGAUGUGAAUGGGAAAUGGCGAUAGGGGCAAUAUUGGCAGGUAGCACCACAUCAGCAAGCUAAAUGCAAAACACCAAAUCCAAAUCUUAAUUAAUGUUCUAUUACCAACAGUAACAAUGAACCAAGACCGUGUUAACAAUGUCAUAGUAAAAAUCACUGUAACUCACUGGCAUAAGGAGCGUCACGCUCACUCCCUUUUCUCGUGCCCCUCUUCUAAUUCUUCUCUCAAAAGGACUGAACGAAAAAACCUUAGGGUUCCUCUGUUCUUCUUCGCCCCCAAAAAAAUUUUCUGGCUCAGAGAAAUUCAACCGUUCUCGCCAUUGCCGAAGCUCCAACUCCUCGCAUUUCCAACUCUUCACCCAAAACCCUUUUUGUUGGAACAGAGUUUCACAGAGACCCUUCACAACAUGGCAAAAACGAGGCCAGGCAGAAAAGACUUGGAUUCCUACACCAUCAGAGGCACCAACAAGAUCGUAAGAGCUGGGGACUGUGUGCUGAUGCGCCCCUCUGAUACGAGCAAGCCACCGUACGUGGCGCGCGUGGAGAAGAUCGAACAGGAUAGUAGGAACAACGUGAAGGUGCGUGUGAGGUGGUAUUAUAGGCCUGAAGAGUCUAUUGGAGGACGCAGGCAGUUCCAUGGAGCAAAGGAACUGUUUUUGUCUGACCAUUAUGAUGUUCAGAGUGCUCACACAAUUGAAGGGAAGUGUAUUGUGCACUCUUUCAAGAAUUAUACCAAGCUUGAGAAUGUAGGUGCUGAGGAUUACUAUUGUAGGUUUGAGUACAAAGCUGCCACUGGGGCUUUCACGCCUGACCGUGUUGCUGUGUAUUGCAAGUGCGAGAUGCCUUAUAACCCAGAUGACCUCAUGGUGCAGUGUGAGGGGUGCAAGGAUUGGUACCAUCCUGCUUGCGUGGGCAUGACUAUUGAAGAAGCAAAGAAAUUGGAACAUUUUGUUUGUUCAGAAUGUUCAUCUGAUGAUGACAUGAAGAAACCCCAUGCUACAUUUUCUGUAUCACCAGGAUCUGAUGUCAAGGUUGAGCCAAAGCGGCGGAAGAGAUGACCAUCACGAAGAAUUAACUCAUCUUGCGAAUGCAACUCUUGCUGAAUUUCGCGGGCUAUGUGGUAGCUGUUGUGUGUGUAUUGUACAGCUUCUACCAGAGGCUAUAAAAACAUCAUUUUAUGUAUUUGACUCAGGCUAUGUAUGUAUUGGUCUUAGAUUUAUGACAGACAUUGAUCUGUUUCCCUUGUGUCCAGAUAGAGUAACUCCUGUCAGUGUUAAUGUUUGAACAUCAGGCCUUGAAUACUGGAGUAAAAAGAAAUGAUCAAUUUUCUGAAAUUUGGAUUCC